AUGGCAUCUAAACGAAGGCUCGACCCGCUUUUACCUAACUCUUUUAAGCAUAAAUAUUCUUUUGUUAAUGGAAUUAUUUAUCAUUAUGUUGAUGAGGGACCUGAGCUAGCACCAACCCUGGUUCUCUGUCACGGAUUCCCUGAUUUAUGGUAUGGAUGGAGAUAUCAGAUACCCUUCUUGGUUGACAAGGGAUAUCGCGUCAUUGUUCCUGAUCUAAGAGGUUAUGGGGAAACUGAAGCGCCCUAUUGUCCGCCGAAUGAUAUACGCGAAUAUGGAGCGAAGAAUGUAUGCAAGGAUCUCAUUGAAUUAUUAAAUCAGAUCAAAGUGCAAAAAGCUAUAUUUAUAGGACACGAUUGGGGUGGUCAUAUCGCAUGGAGAAUGGCUGUCUUUCAUCCAGAUAGAGUUAUUUCCGUCAUUGGGCAAGUAUGCAUUGGACUUUGGAUCAAAAAAUGUGUUUUUAUUUGCUGUCCAUACACGCCGCCACAAGAGAUAUUCUUGUCACCCGAAGCAAUUGCAGAACUUGUCCCUAGUCUGGCGUAUCAUGUCUACUUUGCUCAGCCCAAAGCUGAAAUAGAACUGGAUUCGAAUGUAGAGCUAAUCUUCAAAGCCGUAUAUCGUACACAUAAAGAUCUCAUCAAAUUAUAUGAUGGAAAGUCGUUGCUGGGACCUAUAGGAGAAGCACUGAUAGAGGAUAGUCCCCUUAUCAGUAAACAGGAAUUAAACUAUAUAAUCUCUCAAUAUAAAAAGAGUGGCUUCCAUGGACCUUUGAAUUGGUACAAGGUUAGGAGGGUUAAUUUUCAAGAUGAGAAAGGUGCACGAAAACACAUAACUAUACCGUGUCUAAUGAAUUACUUUAUAAAGAUUGUUGCCAUGAACGACCCUAAUGUCAUUCCAGACUUGUUCAAGGAAAUGCCAAAAUAUUUUACUAGCUUAACUAUGAAAUAUAUCGAGGGAUCAGGACAUUGGGUAAUGCUUGAACGUGCAAACAAAGUAAACGAGUUGCUGGGCGAGUUUUUGGAUAAAGUUAAAGUGGAAAAUGGAAAAUCCAACAAUCAUGACUCGCACGAUAUCAAAGCUAAACUGUGA
Paraglomus brasilianum is the source of this 1086-nucleotide messenger RNA. Lineage: Eukaryota; Fungi; Glomeromycota; Glomeromycetes; Paraglomerales; Paraglomeraceae. The record is from the annotation of a GenBank genome assembly.